This is a messenger RNA of Aplysia californica (California sea hare), 4500 nucleotides long. Its product is annotated as unhealthy ribosome biogenesis protein 2 homolog. The record is from RefSeq and is a predicted model, not a curated record. Lineage: Eukaryota; Metazoa; Mollusca; Gastropoda; Aplysiida; Aplysiidae.
UAUACAUAGACACUUCCAUCUUUGGUGCCAUCCAAGACGGCGUCUUGGGUGCCAUGUGGUUGUCUAUACUUAGAUGUAGUCACGUGAUCGGAGGGGUAUCCUGGUCUGACGUAAAACAAGAUGGGCGCCUUACCUAAAAAUAGUCUGGCUGCAAGACUCAAGGACAAGGAGACGAGUGUGCCUGACAAGCUGAAACUGGCAAAGUUUGCUUGGAUCACACCCAGUCUCCACAUUCCCAACAAACAUCAGCAACUUUUGGACUUCACUUGUGGCCUCUUAGUCAAUCGGAAAAAGCACCACCUGACUGAUGCAGAUGCUGCUCUGGUGUGGGAGACACUACUCAAGUUCUUGAAAGGGACGGAGCGUUCUGUGACCAUCAAGCCCUCCAUCUUGCAGGUGAUCACUGAUUGUCUUGGACAAGAUUCAACCCCAAAGAAUAAAGACAGGGCAACGGACAAGGAGCAGCUAUUGGAAUGUAUUGUGGAGUGUACCAAACAGCUGAUGGAGUUUCCGUCUGUGACUUCAGCUCAUUUUGAGAGCCUGGUGUCCCUGCUAGCCAAAAUUCUCCAGUGUGUGUCCUGUCCCACGUCCAAUGUGCUUGUCCUCCUGACCCCUGCGGUGAGCGUAGUGAGCCGAGCACUGAGAGUCCACCUCCAGCAAGUCCUCGUCCUGCAACUGACCACAGACCGACUUCUGGCUCCGUUCCUCUCGCUGCUGGACGUCUUGCCUGACAUGGAGGACUUACAGGCCCUGAUUGUUUCUGCUCUGCUUCACCCCGACCACUCAGAGAUGUACAAAACCUUCCUGGAUGACUUUAGUAAUGGACAGGGGCCGGCUCAACUCAAGCACGGUCUCAAGUCUGUCUCCAAACUGUUUGAGACUGUCGCAGCAUUUCUGGCUCAGGGCAAGCAUUCUGUGGCCACCCAGUUCCUGCCUCAGUUGAUGAAACAUUUUGUCUGUCAGAACAAAGCGGAGCCCAGAGAGAGUUUUCUCCUACUAAAACACCUGGUGUCUCUUGUGGGUGACACUGACCCUCCUCGGCCAUCAUCCACUCCCACUCCCACCACUGCCCACACACUCCCGGCUGAUCUAUGGACAGAGACAGUGGCCAGGCUGGUGGAAGCCUGUGACGGCUGUGAGCUGUUUGCCACUGGUGCUGGUGGAAGUGUUGGAGGAGGGAAACAAAGUCAAGGUCAAGGUACCGUGGAUAUCCUGACCUGGUUUUGUCAGCUCAUGGAGGCUGUCGUCAAACAGGACAGGAAGCUGUCUUGGUUUUCUUUCAUGCGGUCAGUUUUGCAGCAGAAUCACUUGAUUGUGGAGAAAUACCUGACCCAGAUUCUGUCUUCAGGCCUGGUUCGAUCAAAUCAGAGUGAAAAGAGAGAAUGCUAUGGCCAGGACUUGUUUUUGUCAGAGCUGGUGUCCAUGUACCUGAGACUAAGGCGAACUCCGGAGUUGUUGUCUGCUCUUCUGUCUGCCACCGACCCCCACGUGGAAUGGGAGGGCGGGGCUGGUGACGUAAUGGGCAAUGCCAGUGACGGGAUGGGUGUGUUGCCAAAGUUUUAUCAGAGCCUGUGUUGGAUGUUCCGGAACGUUCCAAGCACGACCUUGUUGGAGCUGUGGGAGAUGCUGCAAAAGUCUCUAGUCAAACAGAUCUCGUCUUGUGUCUCUGCCGGUUCGAAGAAAGAAAAGAGUAGGGGUCUGAGUGAUUUGAGUUGGACCCUGAAACUGUACACAUUUCUUCUGGAGAAUUCGUCAGUGUUUGACCAGCGCACAGCUUCUGUGGUGAUGGACAAAGUGGUGGUGUUGGUGGGACGACUGGAGACGGAGGUUCUCAUUCCUUCCGCGAUGGAGGAUAGAAAGCUCUUUCAGGGAAUAAAAGAGCUCAUGGAACUUGUAUCUGUGUGGUCUCUGUUCAAAUCCAUGUUGAGUCCCAAAUGGAGGGAGACUUCUAGCUCAACCCCUGCAUCAGAGGGAAAGACGAAAGAGGAGAAGAAAUUGCGAGCUGGUUUGAGAAAAUUGUACAAGCAUGUUGACACCAGCACCAAGGUUCGUCUGUUGCUUCAGAGAGGAGAAAAGGCAUCUGCUGACCGCCCAGUCGCCCUGGCUGGACAGGACUUUGUGGUUGCCAUUGAGGAUUUUGUGUCUUCACAUCUGGAUGGUCAGAGGCUGACGUCAGAUACCGUUCAUGAGCUGUGGGAGGGAAAUAUAUCCUCGGUGUCUGAUCUCCGACAUCCAGCAAGUUUGUUCCGAGAAUUCACUCAGAUGCUUCCCCUAGUUGCGCGUGGCAUGUCUGAGACGUCAGUCGAUUCCUGUGCGCUAUUUAUUGUUCAGGUUAUGUCACACUCCCCUCACCAGCUGCCUUUCAGUGAGAGCGACACCUCGCUCUACAAAGAAGUGCAGACAUUUCUGCGACACCCUGAGGUGAAGGAGUGGAGAGUAUUCCAGGAAUGCUUGUCUUCCCGGCUGUGGACAGUUCUGUUGGCCGACCUUCACCUAUCUCAAAGCAGCUCUCCCCAAAAGAAAAGGCGGAAAGUGACAGGAGAGCGUGGCAGUGUGGAGACAGACUUGGAAAGACUCGUGAACUUUGUCACUUCGUCCCAUGCUGAGACUCUUGACAGCGUAAUUUCUUUGGAAGCCAUAAAAGUGGAGCGGAAAGUUUCCACCAGUAAACUCUCUCUGGUCAAAGUUGUGGAAGAGGUGCCAUUAGAGUACCUGGCCAGCGUCAACCUUAAAUGUCAGUUAGGCCUGCUCUGUGUGCUGAGUAACCUUCAGAUGUCUACGUCGGAAAGUUGGGCCGUCUCCUCUUUGAAAGAAUUGCUGGUGCGCAGUCUGUCCGUGAGCAACUUGUCUCAGCUGUUUCACUGUAUCCGCUCGCCAGAGUUGAUAGACUUUGCUGUCAAACUGACACCUCAGCUUGUCGCUCCCUUCAGAAAGUCUGCUCAAGUGGACACUGUCCAGGUGCUCACGACCGCUCUCAUUGUCCGGAACUGUCACAAGUAUCUGUCCCACCACGUACCAGAACUGAGGUCAACAGCGGUGGACAUUGUGUUUACGGUGGCCAAGGCCGUGGUCACUCAUGUACAGAUGUGGGAGGAGACUGACGGAGAGGAGAUGGGGAAGAAGAAGGAGAAAAAGAAAAGCAACCGUAAGAGAAAGUCCCUGUCUUCCGAUACGAGCGAGGCUAUGUCAACGACCGGGUGUGUGGCAGGUGUGCCGGAAGGGUCGACGGCAUGGAUGGGCGCUCUGGUGUGUCUGGGAGAGGUGGUGUCUGUGUGGUCGCCGAGAGCCGCAGACCGAGCAGCCAAUCAGAGUCUGGAAGCGGUGCUGAAGAAAAUGAUCGCGUCUGUCCUGAAACAGCUGAAGGGCUAUCAGUCUGACAAACAGACACAAGAUGCCCACCUGAGAUUCCUGCAUCAGUGUUGUCACUGUCACAUGAGAUGUCAGCAGGCAACGACACAGCAAGAUCUAACGGCUGAUUCGUCACCUGCACCUUGUGGUCAAACUAACCCUGACUCAGGCGAUAUCUUCAGUCUUUUCAUGACCUCUGACCUCUGUGAAAUGUGGAGGUCGCUGCUCUCUGUUGCUCAGAGGGAAAUGUCGCGGGUUAUUGCAGAAGUAGAUGGUGGAGGUGUUAGUAAGAAUGACGGUGUUAAUGGGGGUGAUGGUAGCGGGUGUGGGUAUGAGAACGAGAGAACAACAGAGGAUGAGAAAUCGAGGGUGGUGGGGAAGGAGAAGAGGAGGGAGGAGGGGAUGUGUCUAGAUUUUAAUGAUAAUGACAGGGGUAUGAAGAAGGUUACCGGGGUGGUGGGGGAGGGUAGGGAGGGGUGUGUUCAGGGCGUUGGGGGAGAAGGGGAUGGGGAUGGUGGUGUUCCGGAAGUUUCCCUAGACGUUCUGAGUGAGUGGCCGACACGUAUGACCCUGUGGCUGGAUCUGCUCACGGGCAUCAUGGAGACUAGUGACCCUGACCUGUUCUCUCAGCUGUUGGAGGAUUUGGUCUCUCAGUUGAGUCCAGCUGGUCAAGUGCCGGAGCCUGUGGUGUACCUGCUGUGUGCUGUGUGGCAGCGACUGACCACAUCCCCACACCUCACGCCGGCGCUCACUCACCUCUUUUUCUCCCACAUGUACCAGUCUCUAUCUGCACUGCUGUCACUACUGGAACAUUUCGAGUCCCUCAAGGAUUCGAACUCACAGACAGACACGUAUGUCUCGCACAAACGUCGACCUGUGCGGAGCGUGUCUAGAUUUCUCAUUGAGGCAGUGACUGAUUUUGUCCACUUAGGGAAAAGCGUGGUGACCCCUCGUAUGACCUUGCUGUGCCUGCAUGCGGGCAUGACCUUCACCUUGGCCUCGGCAGCAGACGUGAUGAGUAUUUACCGACUGUUGAACACGACCCUGGUCUAUCACACCAACAGUGCGCUGAGCGCCAUACCAGCCGUUCUACAUCUCCUCAACAAUAUCCUUUUUGCGCUGGGCUACAAUAAGAACACUUGUUUGUCAUGA